UCUUCAAUUUCUUAUCAGUUAGAACAACUUCCAAUACUACGACAAAAACACAUUGGCCAACAACCACCAACUCAAUAAUCGCACCAUGUCUGCCUCCGAGGAUUUGAUUGAUUUUGAUAUAAUUGAAAACCAAAAGGAAAAUAUUCAAUCAUUACCACAAGGAAGAUCAGCACGAAACCUUGCAAAAUUAUUCUCCCCCUCUCCUCUACAACCCCUCUCAACACCUACACCAUCCGAUACAAGAAACCUGAACGAUGCAAUUAGAGAAGAAUAUGAAGCAGAAUUAGCCAAUAUUGGAGAAUCAGACGAUCCAUUGGAUAUCUUUGAUCGAUAUGUCAAAUGGACACUUGAUGCCUACCCCUCCGCACAAGCAACACCCAAUUCACAGCUCGCCUCUCUCCUGGAGCGCGCAACGAAAAACUUCCUCAAUUCUCCACAAUAUAAAAAUGAUCCACGAUAUCUGAAGCUUUGGCUUCAAUAUAUACGAUUUUUCUCCGAUACUCCACGCGAAACAUUUGCUUUUUUGGCUCGUCAUAAUAUUGGUGAAGGAUUGGCAUUAUUCUACGAAGAAUUCGCAGGAUGGUUAGAAGGUGCUGGCAGAUGGGUCCAGGCGGAGGAAGUUUUUCAAAUGGGUAUUGAUAAGGAGGCUAGGCCGGCACCACGUUUGUUGCGCAAAUUCAAAGAGUUCCAGGAAAGAUUUUCUGCUAGACCUGAUAGCGGUAAUGAACCUUCGUCACCGGCAUUGCCUACAGUACGACCUGCGCUUGCUGCAAAAAUUGACCCGUAUGCUGCGGUUGCGCUGGCUCCUGAGGAUCCUCAAGCACCGAGACCAUCGGCGGGCGUGGGUGGUUCAUCGACAACAAAGGGUGGUAAGCAGAAGUUGAAGAUUUUCUCGGAUGAUGAGAAUGGUGCUCCAGCAGUCUCCGCAUCCCCAGGAUCAGGAUGGCAGAGUAUAGGAUCAUUGGCAGAUAGAAAGAAGGAAAACAGGAUUGAGCCCAAGCCAUGGGCUGGAGAAACGUUGAAAGCUGGUGGAAAAAAGAGCAGUACCAAGAUACCAAUUUUUAAGGACGAGGUAUGUUUCUCCUUCUCUUCUGUCCCUUGUUAUGCAUAUGUUGAUGAUCAUAGGACUAAUUUUUGGCACUUAUGGCUCUUUGUAUUUCAGUCUAUACCAUUACCUCAAAUCACAAAUCCAGAAUUGCAACAAGUGACUAUUAAUCCAAAAAAUGGAAGAAGUGAACGCAUUUUUGUUAAUCUCGAAGCUGUAUACCCUACUCCUGAUCAGAUUGGGACGGAAUUAAGUUUUGAGGAGUUACGUGCUAGUCAUCGUGGGUGGUUGGAUAAGUUGUGGGAACCAGAAUUGGAUAUACCAUCUGAGGAGCCCGUGUCAAAUGAACCAAGUCAAGAUUCUAACGUUAGUGUUGAAACUAUCACUCGAGAUAUUCCGGAGAAACUUGUCAUUGCUCGUGAUCCAGUAUUCUCAGAUGAAAAUAGACCGGAGAAACUUGUUAUUCCUAAGGAUGCAGUAUAUUUGGAUGAGAAUGGAGCAAAGAAAGAUCACAACAAGGAGACCAAGCAUAGGCGAAUGAAAGUUAAGGAGGUCAACAAGACACAAAUAAGUAAGUCGUGGAAAGGAUCACAGCUACAUUGAAAGUUAAUAUUUUGUAGUCAGUGCCAAACUUUCUUCGCCGACGGGGAAAAAGAUGACCAAGAGAAAAUCAUCAAAAGAGCAAACAAUGACUCUUCAUACUAAAGCAGCAACUGAUGAAAUUUAUGAUAUCUUUAAUCAGCCACUCAAGGCAGCGGAUGAAGACGAAGAGGAAGAAGAGGAAGAAAGUGAUGACGAUGACGAGGAUAUGACUGAUGGCGAUUAUACGAGUGAAGGUGAAAGCACUAUGACCGGACGGCUUAAUGUUAUGAGUGAAGCAGGUGAUGAUGAUGAAACUACUGAUGUGAAGAGCGAAAGCGAGUGGACCGAGUUUACAGCUCAAAAGCAUGCCUCAGAUGUGGAUGAUGAAGAUGAAACGCGAGCUUCAACCUUCUCUGAUGCAGAAGAUGAAGAAUUUGAGGCUAUCAAAGUCGCGGUUCCUCGUGAUGUUGAAGAAAAUGAUGAGCUCAUGACUCCGAUAUCUGAAGAUGGGCCUUUUAAUUCAACAACCAGUUUUGUUCCGAUACCUCCAGAAGAUUAUGAUCCACCCACUCACCCAUAUCGAGACCCUGCUCAAGUUUCUCAAAAUCGACUCCCCUUUAUGACCCCGAUCGUUGAGAGGACUGAAUCUUCUCUUGGCUUACCGACAAUUAGAAAUCCAAAAAAUUAUUUCAAUUCUACUACUAGCCCGAGCAAAGGUAGUGGAUCGAAAAUACAAGUGUUCCAGGAUGAUGAUGGCAGUAGUCCGUUAAGGGAAAUCAUCAAUGGAGCAAAACCUACCGAUAGAAUACCACAACCACAAUUAGGCAAGAAAAAGCCGCUGUCGAAUUCAACUGCAUUCGCUAAAGAAAUAACACCCAAGGGACCUAUCAUUCACGACACACAGUGCAAUCCAGUAGAUGAAAGUAUCCGUCAAUUAAUCUUCGAAGAAUUACAACCACCACUUAGCUCUUACGAAGGUUUCUUUCAGCAUGACGUAGCAAGAGGUCAGUCAGCGGAGUUGAAGAAGUAUGCUAAAGCUGUCUCGAAAGCAAAAGGUUCAAGCGACAGAACCAGUAUGUCCGCAGCCCCGGUGGUAGAAUUUCCCGGUACAGAAAGACAUUAUACACUAAAGCGAGAGCUUGGUGCUGGUGCGUUUGCUCCUGUAUUCCUCCUCGAAAGUGCAGCAAACGACAGCGAGCAAGAUGAGAACGAGGCCCCGGCAGUCAUGGGUAAAGGGGCGUUCGAUCAUUUCAACCGCAAGUCAUUAGAAGCACUCAAAAUGGAAGAUCCACCGAGUGCAUGGGAAUUUUACAUCAUGCGUCAAGCAAAACGCAGAUUAGGGGUCUCUCGUCCAGCAGAAAGUAUCAUCGAUGCAUAUGAAAUGCAUCUUUACAGAGAUGAAUGCUACCUAAUAGAGGAAUACAGAGAUCAAGGUACUCUUCUAGAUAUCAUUAACAUCUCCCGUGCAGAUACCAAAUCCCCAGGAGGCGUAAUGGACGAACUCCUCGUCAUGUUCUUUACCAUCGAACUCUUCCGAACAAUCGAAGCUCUCCAUUCUAAAGGAAUCCUUCAUGGCGAUCUUAAAGCAGACAAUUGUCUCGUACGUUUCGACACACUUUCAGAUGAUGACGUCUGGAGUCCAAAAUAUAAGAGGGAUGGUAGCGAAUGUUGGAAUAAAAAGGGGAUUUCGCUAAUUGAUUUUGGGAGAGGAAUUGAUAUGAAAUGUUUCAAACCAGAAGUACAAUUUAUUGCGGAUUGGAAAACAAGUCCUCAAGACUGUGCGGAAAUGAGAGAAUUGAGACCAUGGACUUAUCAAAUUGAUUAUCAUGGAUUAGCUGGUAUUAUCCAUUCAAUGCUUUUUGGAAAAUACAUAGACACCAUCGCUGAGAGACCAAAUGGUGGAUCCAGCGAUGCUAUUGGUGGAAUCGGUGGAGGAAUCGGUGGUGGUUUACGCAAAUGGAAAAUUAAAGAGGGAUUAAAGAGAUACUGGCAAACGGAAAUUUGGGCAGGCGUCUUUGAUUUAUUGUUGAAUCCUCAAGGUUAUGUGGAUGGUGAGGAAGGUGGAAGAAUGCCGGUUAUAAGGGGAAUGAGGGUUAUGAGGGAGGAGAUGGAGACUUGGUUAGAGGCGAAUUGUGAGAAAGGGAUGGGAUUAUUGAAGGGCGUUAGGAGGUUGGAAGAGGGGGUUAGGGAGAAGAGUAAGGGCAGGAGGUAGGGGUUGAAGUGAUUGGUGGGGAGUUGAUUAGCAGGCGUCAUUUGGGGAGUAGGAAUGUGAGAUGUUGGUGUUGGUGUUUGUCAUGAUAGUGUUGGAGCGUUGUAUCUUAAUGUAGGCUGGGUAUAUGGCAGUAUAUUGGUGUCUGUGAAAUUGUAAAUAACCCUUUGUAAUCUUGAUUGUUGAUA
This is a messenger RNA of Sclerotinia trifoliorum, 4024 nucleotides long. NCBI's taxonomy places the organism in Eukaryota, Fungi, Ascomycota, Leotiomycetes, Helotiales, Sclerotiniaceae. The record is from the annotation of a GenBank genome assembly.